AAAAAAGCUAAAACUUAACCUCAAACAAAAUCCGCUAGGCUAGGGCUAGGGCUAGAUGCUGAUUUUUUAUUUUAAAUUUACCAUCAUACAGGUUUUAGAGAAGCCAGAUCUAGUAUAAUGGAGUUUCAGUCAAAGACACCAAUGACUGACGAAGAGAGAGCAGAGCUAGCAGCUAAACUUGAUAAAGAUCUUGAUGACUUCAUUGAUGGUUUAGAAAAACGUUCUUACACUGAAGGAUGGCCUGAGGAUAGGUGGCAGGAGGAAAUGGAAAAACACCCAUUCUUCAUGACCAAGCCUCCGAAUCCAGAAGAAAAAUUGUCUCCAUUGAUGGAAGGGCUGCAACAGCUUAAGUAUGACACUACUGAGAACACACCUGAAGAAUUAGCAGCAACUUACAAAGAGGAAGGGAAUUUCAACUUCAAAUGCAAAAAGUAUCGUUUUGCAAUAUUAAGCUUUACAGAAGGAAUAAAACAAAAAUGCUCUGAUAACAGUUUAAACGCUCAACUCUACAACAACCGAGCUGCUGCAAACUUCUUCCUGCAGAAUUUUAGGAGUUCCCUGUCAGACUGUCUAGCAGCGUUGAAGCUCCAGCCGCAGUAUGAGAAGGCGUUGGUCCGCGCGGCGCAGUGUUGCCAACAACUAGGCAGGUACGCAGAGUGUCAAACAUAUUGUGACCAGGUGCUCGCCACCAACCCUUCCCACCCCGACAUGGUCAAACUACGCAAGGACGCGGUUACUAAACAAAAAAUGGCCGAAAGAGACAAGAGGAAAGAAGCUAUUCUAGAAAAACAAGCAAAGCUAGAAGAGGAAAAGUUGUUAAAAGCCAUUCAAGAGAGAAAUAUCAAAGUUCUUGGUUCAGAUAAUACAAUCACAUCUCUGAAGCAGAUAGAGUCAACAUUCCCAGAGGCUGUACAAAGGUCAGUUCAUCUGGACAACGGCAGACUGGUGUGGCCCGUCAUGUUCCUCUACCCGGAAUACCAGACUACGGACUUCAUACAGCAAUUUCAUGAGGAUACUAGAUUCAUAGACCAGCUAAGUGAAGUAUUCUCGGAAUCUGCGGACUGGGACCAGGACAGAAAAUAUUCUCUGGAAGAUAUUCGAGUAUAUUUUGAAGAUCCAAACGGAAAAGCUCACUUGGUAGACACUCAAUACUCUCUCGGCCAGAUCAUCACUGACUACAGGUACCGGGUUGAUGGUGGGACUCCAGCUUUUAUUAUUGUUGUUAAAGGCACAAAAAGUGAAGCCAGACUGUUGCAGUCGUAAGGUUUUUAUAUUGUUAUCUUUAUUAAUAAAAUAUUUCAUAAAACAAGAUUA
Macrosteles quadrilineatus (aster leafhopper) is the source of this 1314-nucleotide messenger RNA. RefSeq names its product DNA polymerase interacting tetratricopeptide repeat-containing, protein of 47 kDa (gene Dpit47). Gene Ontology annotation, molecular function: Hsp90 protein binding. The record is from RefSeq and is a predicted model, not a curated record. The transcript has 9 exons. Lineage: Eukaryota; Metazoa; Arthropoda; Insecta; Hemiptera; Cicadellidae. Bases 118 to 1263 code for a protein of 381 amino acids.